This is a messenger RNA of Tetrahymena thermophila SB210, 1902 nucleotides long. RefSeq names its product kinase domain protein. NCBI's taxonomy places the organism in Eukaryota, Ciliophora, Oligohymenophorea, Hymenostomatida, Tetrahymenidae. The record is from RefSeq and is a predicted model, not a curated record. Gene Ontology annotation, biological process: protein phosphorylation. The transcript has a single exon. Gene Ontology annotation, molecular function: protein binding; ATP binding; protein kinase activity.
AUGGAAUAUUUAAAUUAAAUAAACGGCUAUUUGCCUUAGUUGAUUACUUUUUUAACCUAGCAUAAGUAUGAAAUUAAAGGAUAUGAAUCUAAGAAGACAGAUUAAAACAUUCUUUCUGAUUUAUAAAUUUAGCAUGAGGAACAUUUUUUGUUAUUGAGGGGAACAAAAACUCAUCUUGAAUAAAAUCAGUAAGUUUGCAUUAAAAUUUCGUACUCCGAUGCUUCAUCUUAUGAAAUAGUAAAAUAGGAAGCAAGUAUUCUUAAAGAUUUAUUGAUUUUUAAGAGCGUUGUUUAGUUUGUCGAUGAAUUUGAUUUUGAGGAUCAAAGUUUAUUUAUACUAAUUACUGAAUCUUAUGAAAAAUUUGUUUAGUCUGAAAUUGAUGUAGCUUAGAAAUAUAAUGAUGAGCUUGCUCUUGUAAAUGUUUAUUAUAGGAUUUUGUUCUCUAUCUUUGAACUUCAUGAAAAUAACUACUUUCAUGGCAACAUUAAUCCUAAUUCGAUUGUUGUAGAUGGAGAAGGAAAUUAUAAAUUUAUUAAUUUAGUGACUAAGGAGUAUUUGUUUCAUAAUUUUAAUAGUGAUAGUCAAAAUAUUAGCAGCAACUAGGAAAUUCAAUUAGAGCAAAUUUAAUAAAAGAAAGAAUUUAUUAAUAGUAGUCUCUACAUUUCACCUGAAAUCAAAAAAAUUAUAACUAAAAGAAAGACUAAUUAGAUAGAAGAAAUAUUGCAAUUUCUAAAACAAUCAGAUGUUUACAGCUUAGGCUUAGUUUUUUUAACACUUCUAGGAGUUUAAAUCAAUAAAACUACCAUAAAAUAGAUCAAACAUUAAUGCUUUGAUGAUAUCCUAAAAGUCCUACCUUAAAAUAAAAUAAAGUUAAUCUCUUUUGUCAGAAAUUUCAUGCUAAAUUAUAAACCUAGUCUUAGAGCUACAUCAUUUUAAUUAAGAAAGGGUUUAUUCUAACAGUAUGAAGAAGUCUACUUAUUUAAAGAAAAAGAGUUAUUAAAAUUAAAGGAACUUGUAAAGUUUUAUGAGCAAAACAAGAAACUAACGGAGCACUAUAAAGCUUAUCUAGUUUUCUAACUUAUUUAAUUCGAUCUUGUCUAUAAUAAUUAUAUGCACCUUCAUUAUACUAAAAAUCUACUUAUAAAUUUAGAUAGAAGCUCAUAUGAAAAAGAUCAUUUUUUGAUUCAUGAACUAGGCAUCACAUAUUAUUAUUUUAAAGACUUUAAAAAAUAUGUUGCUUACUGUUUCAAAGCAUUAGAAAUUAGAUAGAAGAUAUACCCUAAAAAUCAUUAGUUUAUAGCAGAAUCUCUUAAAGAACUAGGAAAUGGGUACAAGCAUAUUGAAACUAAUUGUGAAAAGUCAUUCACCUAUAAAUCAGAAGCCCUUAACAUAUAUAAAAGCUUGUAUGAAAAUUCUCAUGAAUUGAUAGCUUAAACCUUUCAAAGUAUUGGAUCAGAUUUUCUUUUGUAUAAAAAAUAUUAACAAGCUCAAUUAUUUUUGACCUAAAGUCUAGAAAUCAGAAAGCAACUCUAUGUGGAUAAUCAUCUCUUCAUCUCUGAAAAUAUAAGCGAGCUCAUAAAAUGCUAUAAGCUUUAAUCAGAAUAUGAUAAAUGCAUUUUCUGGAACCUAAAAAAUUUUAAAAUCAAAUACUUCUUAUUCAAAUAAAUAAGCUACGAAGAUCUCACCUAUGUCCAGUCGUUAAUAAUUAAAAUUAAAGACCCUCAAAAAAGACUCAAAUAUAAUCUCAAAAUUCUUAAACAACUAAAUAAAAUGGAAAACUGCAACCUACAAUACAAAGCAGAAUUGCUGAAUAGCAUCUCCUCUAUUUACUUUGAAAUUAAAGACUAUGAAAAUUACAAAUAAUUCGGAAACCAUUCAAAAAAUCUGCUCAAUUAAAAAUGA